GAAAUCUUAAAGCCAACAGCAUUAUCACAGCAAGCUCGAUCUCACUGCUGGACCCGAUCCUCACUGCAGAAGUUCGUUUGUCUGUGAAAAACACCUGAGCUGUAUGAACAUGAGGAUGUCUGUGGUCAGUCUGAUGUUCCUGCUGACAGUUUCUUCGUGUGAAAUGAGCACUGGUCAGAACAGGACUCUGGACAUGGCUGACAACUCUGUGGACGACUCUUUUAAAGGUUGCACAAAAAAAAUGUAUGACUUAGUCAUAAAUAGGUACAGUAAAAACGAACAUGGUUGUGAAGCUGCCUGGAAUGAGGCACUUAACAAGAGUAUCAAAGGCAGGCUGGGAGUAAACCAGUCUGCUGCCAUCUAUCUGUACACACUAGACAAAUCCAUUUACCCACAGUGCUCACAUGUCAAGCUCAAUGAUGCUUGUCGUGACGGAAGGCGGGCGUAUGUGUCGGGUACGUUUCAGUUUUACACCCUGUAUUACUUUUUGACUGAUGCCGUUCAAACUCUGAAAAGACAGUUCACUCAACGUUGGUGGUGUGUGACUGUUUAUCGCAGAACCAAAGAUACAUACAUAAAUGUUAACGUCAAUGAUAAAAUUCGAUUUGGAAGUUUCCUCUCCACCUCUUUAAAACAUGAUCUUAUUCAAUUUGGUAGCGUUUCCUGUUUCCAAAUUAAAACUUGUUCAGGAGCUAAACUGGGAAAAUACUCUACAGUGAAACAUGAGAAAGAGGUGCUGAUUCCUCCAUACGAGAUCUUUCGUGUGACUGCAGUCUACACAAACGGACAGAAACAUAAAAUGAAGUGUAAUGUGGUUUAUAAGCUCAAAAGUAUUGGUAAGAAAAGCAACCUCCGAUGCAGUAAAACCAAAACACUAAGAAAACAAAACUUUAAGAACAAAGCUCUGGUGUUGGAUCAUUUCAAGUAGUGGAAGCCUUCAUUAGCACUGUUCUGCUGGUUAUGAGUCUCCUACGCAUUCCAUAACACAGGGGUCUGCAAUAGGUGACCCGUGGGCCAGAUGUGGCCCCCAAGCAUGAAACAUCUGGCCUGUGAGGUUGUUUGAACUUUAAUGAACUAUAAUGAAAGAAAAAAUAUAAUAAAAUGCUUCUCUGAUGAGCUUUUGUUUACAUGCCUCCCCUGUCUCUCUGUCGCACUCAACUCGACUUUAGUUUCCGCCUGUUCUUGUUUUCCCGCUCAUUCUUGGGCUCCAUCCCAUUACAUUCAUUUUAGAGUUAUUCCACCAAAUAUUGUUUUUUGAUCUCUUGAAAAAAACUCCUAAAACUUUAUGAAUAUAAACUUGUUUUCUUUGCAUUAUUUGUGGU
Astyanax mexicanus (Mexican tetra) is the source of this 1322-nucleotide messenger RNA. Its product is annotated as ecto-ADP-ribosyltransferase 4-like. Lineage: Eukaryota; Metazoa; Chordata; Actinopteri; Characiformes; Acestrorhamphidae. Gene Ontology annotation, molecular function: NAD+-protein-arginine ADP-ribosyltransferase activity; NAD+ poly-ADP-ribosyltransferase activity. The coding region runs from base 104 to 928 and encodes 274 amino acids. The transcript has 3 exons. The record is from RefSeq and is a predicted model, not a curated record.